Molecule: messenger RNA, 2355 nt
Organism: Centrocercus urophasianus (Greater sage-grouse)
Lineage: Eukaryota; Metazoa; Chordata; Aves; Galliformes; Phasianidae
Gene: ARL10
Product: ADP ribosylation factor like GTPase 10
Exons: 4
Coding region: 447-1370 (307 amino acids)
Molecular function (GO): GTPase activity; GTP binding
Source: RefSeq, a predicted model, not a curated record
GACCAGGCUGCCCAGAGCCACAUCCAGCCUGGCUUGAACGCCUCCAGGGAUGGAGCAUCCACAGCCUCCUAGGCAACCUGACCUCGCAUUCGAGGCUGCGUGGCCGGGGGCAGCCCCAGCUGGGUGUAAAGAGUCAUAGGCGUGUCCUGCCGCGGGCAUCGUGGCAACCACAGCCCCGUCCUCCACCACUAUACGAGCCCUGCCCGUUCCACUUAGCACCACUGGGGAGGCUCCAGACCCCACUGCCUGCCUCCCUCUUCCAUAGAAUCACAGAAUUGCUGGGCUGGAGGGAACCUCAAAACCCACCCGGCCUCAACCCUGCCGAGUGCUGGCUGCCCCCACCGGAUCAGGCUCUGCAGGGCCUCAUCCCACCUGGCCCUGAGCACCUCCAGCUGCUCCAGUAGCGAAUUUCUUCCUAAAGUCUCGCCUAAGCCUCCUUUAGUUUAAUGCCAUUCCCUCUUGUCCUACUACACCAUGUAAAAAAGUCAGUUCCUCCUCCCCUCCUGCUUAUAAGCUCCGUUCAAGGACCUACCAACCCUCCCCCUUCCUCUCUCCCUUUCUCUCCACCCCCCGCGGUCAGAGCGGCCCCUUUAAGCGCGGCGCUGACGCCGGGGGCGGGCACAUCUGGCCAUACAUCUGGCUGCCUCGCACGCUGCCAGUGCCGGUACCGGUACCGCAUGGCUCCGACCGGCGUCCUGCGCAACCUGACGCUGGUCCUGGGAGCCGCCGUGGUGGUGCUGGGCUCUCUGCUCUUCAUCGCCUGGAAACUCUACUUCCGCGGCACCGAGCCCGCGGGCACCUGGGACAGCUGGGAGCUGCGGGAGCUGCAGGAGCGAGACCCGGCUGGUAGCACGGCGGUGUGGAAGCAGGUGCUGGUGCUGGGGCUGGAUGGCGCAGGGAAGAGCAGCGUCCUGCACUACAUCUGCAGCCAGAAGGCCAGGACACGCAUCCCACCCACACUGGGCUUCAAUUCUGCCCAGCUGCACGUCGGGGGGCUGGAGAUGGACCUGCUGGAGGUGGGUGGCAGCUACAACCUGCGGGCGUAUUGGCCGCUCUACCUGAGCGAUGCCCACGUGCUGGUGUUCGUGGUGGACUCGGUGGACAGGUCACGCCUGCUGACCGCACGCCAGGAGCUGCACACGCUGCUGGCUGAGGAGCCCCGGCUGCCGCUGGUUGUGCUGGCCAACAAACAGGAUAAGAGUGAUGCCCUAAGCACGGAGGAGCUGCGGGAGGAGCUGGCCCUGCACUUGCUCAGCGGGCAGCGGGAGCUCUUCCUCCUGCCCACCAGUGCGACGUGGGCUAGUCUGAGCACAGCCACCAGCAUCCUGCACGUGAAGAGCCUGCUGGUCACCCUGCUGUCCCAGCCCUGAGCGGACAGGCUGGCUCCCACUGGGAUGGAGGGAGCUGCUGGAGCUGGGACUGCGUCCUGCAAUGUUUGGGGUUGGGCUGACACAUGGCUGCACGCAGGAUGUGAGCAGUGGGCUCUGCUCUCUGCCACAGGGAGAAGGCAGAUGCAUCCCCCAGUUCAGGGCAGCAAAAGCACGGGGCAGAGCCCUGCACCUUACACAGCAGCCCCACAGAAUACUGAACAAAUGGGGCUGAACCCAGCUUGCUGUCCGGAUGGAAACCCAUAAGGUGGGCAUGAGGUGCAGAGCAGUGUGAAACCAUAAGGAAGCUCUUGGAAAGCUGAAGCAACCCUUCCCCUGCUGUUAUGGCAGCGGGGUCUGGAUUCACGAUGCCCCUGCCCCCUGCAGGGUACCCUGGAGCUGAUGUGGCUGAUGCAGCCCCCUUCCUGCUCACACAGGAAGAGAUGAGCCCACAGUGCUUACCCAGGGGAAGAAACAGCCCCUCUGCCUGCAGCAGAGUUCUUGGCUUUCCUGCGGAUGAAGGCCACGUGGGCUCUCCUUCCUGACAAACACACCAAGCCACGUGAUGCUGCCCUGUAGCCCAGGCUGGUCUGAUGCACAGCCAUAGGCAGGAGCCCCUCACCUGAGCUGGGCACAGCUUGCCCUUCCCCAAGCAAGGGGAUAUUUUAAGUAUUUAAAAGCCUGUUGAGCAGAGAUGAAAGCAGGUACCUGGCACCCUGCUCUGCUUCCCCUGCUUCAUCCUGAACAGGGGAUAUGAGUGUGCUGUUUGCUCUGCUGCCUGUUCCAUCCUUGUCUCAGGAGCUGCAGAAAGCCCUGUCUGCAGGAGAAAAGGCUACUUCAUCAGGACAAAGGACUGGGCCCUUGGAAACUGACAGGGGAAAUGGGGAAGCACUUGGGGUAAGGAAAUACAUGCCAGCUGGUCUCUGCUGUGAAACCUUUUAUACAGUUGCUCCUUCCUCUUAUGAAUAAAUGAGGCUGAUGACUCGGC